UUACAAAUUCAUUUUCGUUUUCCUUUACACUUCAUUUCAAUGGGUUCCUUAUCCGAACAGCCUCAUUUUGUGUUGUUCCCUUUCAUGGCUCAAGGCCACUUGCUCCCCAUGGUAGAUAUUGGUAGACUCUUGGCACACCGUGGCGUUAUUGUCACUAUAGUUACAACACCUCAUAAUGCAGACAGAGUCCAGAAAUCGAUCGCUCGAGCUAUCGAAUUGGGGCAUCCUAUCCGUUUAGUGCGGCUCCGGUUUCCUGGCAAUGAAGUCGGAUUUCCAGAUGGGGUUGAGAAUGUAGACAUGGUGCACUCAUCGGAGGACUUCCGCAAAUUCAUCAUAGCAGCAAACAAGAUGGAAGAAUCAGUGGGGAAGUUGUUUGAGAAGCUAACACCUCGCCCCAAUUGCAUUAUUUCAGACGUGUGCCUCUAUUAUACCCACAAAAUUGCUACCAGGUUUAAGAUUCCAAGGAUAUCGUUCAGUGGAUUUUGUUGCUUCUGUACCCUUUGUUUGCACAAUAUACAUUCCUCCAAGAUACUUGAGACCGUAGCCUCUGAUUCCGUAUACUUCACGGUGCCAGGCUUGACCGAGAAGGUUGAAUUCACCAAAGUCCAGUUACCGCUUCAGAGGGAUGAGUCCUGGAAGGAAAUAAUUGAACCACUCGUAGAAGCUAGCCAAGCAACAUAUGGGGUUGUCAUAAACACUUUCGAGGAGUUGGAGUCGGCUUUCGUCGAGGAGUAUAGGAAGGUAACAAAAGCUUGGUGUAUAGGUCCAGUUUCUCUUAGCCACAAAGACGAGUCGGAUAAGGCUGAAAGAGGUAACAAGGCUUCGAUCAAUGAGCAGCAGUGUUUGAAGUGGCUUGAUUCUCAAGAAAUAAAAUCUGUUAUCUAUGCUUGCCUUGGAAGCAUCAGCACUGUAAAGUGUCCAGAGCUGAUAGAGUUGGGUUUAGGCUUAGAGGCAUCGAAGAAACCCUUCAUUUGGGUGCUAAGAGGAAAUAACACGACAUCGAACGAAGUUGAGAAGUGGAUGGCAGAAGAUGGAUUCGAGGAAAGAACGAAAGGAAGAGGACUUAUAGUUAAGGGAUGGGCUCCACAAGUACUCAUUCUGUCACACCGGGCAAUAGGAGGCUUCCUAACUCAUUGUGGAUGGAAUUCGACAAUUGAAGGCAUUUCAGCAGGCGUCCCAUUGAUAACAUUGCCUCUAUUGGCAGACCAGUUUAGUAACGAGAAACUUGCAGUACAAAUACUGAAAAUCGGAGUGAGCCUUGGAAUCGACAAACCUACGAACAUUGGUGAUGAGAAAUCAGGUUUCUUAUUGAAGAAGGAACAUGUUAAAAAUGCAAUAGAGAAUUUGAUGGAUGAAGGAGAUGAAGGAAAAGAAAGAAGAAAAAGAGCUCAAGAGUUUGGAGACAAGGCAAAGAAAGCAGUUGAAGUGGGUGGUUCUUCCUACCUUAAUAUUACAUCAUUAAUCCAAGAAUCAUCCAACAAUCUCAUGAUUUGAAGUGAGAAUUGGAGGUGGUUCUAUCAAUAUCCCGCUUCUCACUGGUGCUUUGAAAAUAUGUAAUCAGGGAUAGAUUGAGGAGGGACUAAUAGGAAAGUCGUUCUAUUGAAAA
This is a messenger RNA of Hibiscus syriacus, 1606 nucleotides long. RefSeq names its product UDP-glycosyltransferase 73C5-like. The coding region runs from base 40 to 1494 and encodes 484 amino acids. NCBI's taxonomy places the organism in Eukaryota, Viridiplantae, Streptophyta, Magnoliopsida, Malvales, Malvaceae. Gene Ontology annotation, molecular function: UDP-glycosyltransferase activity. The record is from RefSeq and is a predicted model, not a curated record. The transcript has a single exon.